AUGCAGUCUGGUUUCCGUGCUGGUCAUGGCUGCCCCACGGCUACCCUAAAGGUUCUGAAUGACAUCAUAGCCGCCAUUGAUAAAAAGCAAUACUGCGCAGCCGUUUACAUCGACCUGUCCAAGGCUUUUGAUUCGGUUAAUCACUGUGUUCUCAUCAGCCGGCUCAAUAGCCUGGGCUUCUCCCAUGAUUGCCUUGCCUGGUUUUCCAACUAUCUCUCCGACAGGGUCCAGCGUGUUAAAUCGGAGGGCUUGUUGUCGGGACCCAUGCCUGUCUCUAUGGGGGUACCACAGGGCUCGAUUCUCGGGCCGACUCUAUUCUCCCUCUACAUCAAUGAUGUGGCUCUUGCUGCUGGUGACUCUCAGAUUCAUCUUUAUGCAGAUGAUACCAUCCUGUACACGUCAGGCCCUUCGGCCUCUUUUACUUAUGCUGCCAAACUGGCUUUGGUGAAAAUGACUAUCAUUCCAAUGUUUGACUUUGAUGGUGAUUCUUACUGGCCUUUAUCUCUGAAACAUUUUCCAGAGAACGCAGCACUAUGGGGCAAAUCUAGUCAGUCUUCAACUUUAACCUGUAGCCCUGAAUUGGCUCUUGAUGGAGUGUUAAGCACCUUUAGCCACACUAACGAAGAGACCGACCCGUGGUGGAGAGUGGAUCUACUGAAGGUGUACAGAGUGAACAGGGUCAUCAUCACUAAUAGACCGAACCAUGGCUUGAGGAUUAACGGAGCGGUGAUUCGUAUCGGGAACUUCCUUGACAUUUACAGCAACACCAUAUGUGCUGUAAUUUCUACUCUAGCGGACGGUGCUACAGCCACUUUCUCAUGCGGUGGGAUGGAGGGACGUUAUAUGAUUGUUCAUAUUCCUGGAUAUAAGAAGAUUCUUAGUCUUAGUGAAGUUGGCGUUUAUGGGUAUUUGGCAGGAAAUCUGGCAGUGGAUGGAGCCACUACACAGUCAUCAACAUUUACAAGCUGGUUUGCUGAAAAGGCCAUUGACAGUAAUCGAGGUCUCCAGCAGAAUACGUCAUGCUCGUCAACCCUUGAUGAGACUAACCCGUGGUGGAGGCUGGAUCUGCGUGAUGUCUACAAAAUUAGUGAAGUGGUCAUCACUAACAGAAACGACUGCUGUGCAGAACAAAUAAACGGAGCGGAGAUUCACAUCGGGAACUCUUUGGAGAUCAACGGCAACAACAAUCCCAUAUGUGCUGUUAUUCCUGCUAUUCCAGCAGGUGAGUCCUACAGCUACUCGUGCGGUGGGAUGGAGGGACGUUACCUGAAUCUGAUCAUUCCUGGAGACGUGAAGACACUCAUUCUGUGUGAGGUGGAGGUCUAUGGAGAAGUUCUCGUUUUAAAAAGAUCAUUUGUAAAGAUGCAGUUUAACUCCAGAGUUGAUUUAACUGACCCUUCGGUGAGAGAAAAUGUUCUUAAACAGCUGGGAUCAGCUCUGGCUGAUAGAGGACUCACAAACGUGACUCUACGUUGGUCUCAGACCCCUAAGCAGGUGAUCCAGAAGGUGAAUGCUGGUAAAAGUUACUGUGGCAAUGGAAAAUAA
This is a messenger RNA of Cyprinus carpio (common carp), 1545 nucleotides long. RefSeq lists its product as uncharacterized. NCBI's taxonomy places the organism in Eukaryota, Metazoa, Chordata, Actinopteri, Cypriniformes, Cyprinidae. The record is from RefSeq and is a predicted model, not a curated record. The transcript has 9 exons. Bases 1 to 1545 code for a protein of 514 amino acids.